UGCUGGUCGGCUAUCUACCGGUAGCUAGAUGGCAAUGACGAGAGCUUUCUGACAGUACAGUCCAACAAACUAAUCAACAACAGCAUCCACCAUGGCUGACCGAGACGAGGAAGCUGCUGCCGGAGUGUCCAAUGCCGUGGCUGCUAUGGAAUCCGAUUGGGGAGAGGAUCCCUUGUCCAAUGCCGUGGCUGCUACGACAUCCGAUUGGGCGGAGGAUCCCUUGGCAGAAGCCUUGGAAAUUCUCAGUCAAACAGAUCCCGAAGAAGUCGAAGUCAUGAGCCAACAACAUCUAGCAGAAGAGAUGCUGCCGGAUGCUGCCAUUGCCAGUGCACUGGAAGAUAGUUUUCGUCGACGAGUCAGUAGUGCCAAGGGCGGCAAUGAUCAUCGGAUACCCCUGCUCCAAUCCUUGGAACGAAUGGCCACGCAGAAACGAGAUGUCUUUUUUGCACUCUACUUUGGCCUGCCUUCAGGGAUCCGAGAUCUGCCACCCGCUAAUCCAGAUGUCACCUGUGAAGUCACGUUUGGGGAGCUGUGGGAUGCCGCCGGUGUGGUGGCCUAUCAUUUGCGUCAUACGUGGAAUAUCCAGAAGGGACAACGCGUCCUGUUGGCAUAUGGCUAUGGUCCUUCUGGAUUGGAGGCACUGUUAGGAUGUUGGAGAGCCGGUGUUGUGGCCAUUCUCGCCGAGGCUCCUGCCAAACCGCUACGGACCAUUGGAGAAUCGCUGGAGCGACUCCAGCGAAUCGCCGAGGAGUGUCAACCCAUUGCCAUGGUACUCACCGAUCACAAGACCUUUCGGUUGCGCAACUCAGACAUGGGUAGCUUGUUUCGAAGCACACGCAAAAUGUGGUUGCCCAAACUACAAUGGCGUGCUACCGACACACUGCAACGCAAUCCUACUCUCCAAUCCCUGAAACAGUCCAUUACGACCAUUAGCACUUAUGAUACCAGCAGUCCACCCGCCUACACAUUUGAUGAAACCAGCGUCUCUCCCCAAGAUCUAGCUCUGAUUCAAUACACGGCUGGGAGUACGGGAGACUAUCCAAUGCCGGUAUUGAUCCCCUUUGCAUCACUGCAGGCGUGUCUCGACAUGACCCAACGGUUCUUUGAUGUGGCCACCUCCAAGGAAAGCGUCGUGGCCAAAGUCUCGGGCUUAUCACCUCUUCUACUGACGGAUGGGUGUUGGGGACUCGUACACGCAACCCUCCUGCCACUUAUGAAUGGAUGGAGAAUGUACUACAUGUCACCCGAAGAAUUUGCGCAAGAGCCUUUGCGAUGGUUGCAACGUUUGUCGCAGCACAAAAUCACUUGGGCAUUGGCACCCGAUCGGGAGUACACGCGAGUCAUGGACGCCUUCUUGGCGGCAACUGAAGCUCAGAAAGGUCUGUGUCCCAUUGCGCAUCUAGAUUUGAGUUGUGUCCGACAUUGGCAUACAUUCGGACAACCUCUGCACCCGGAAACCAUGGCAUUGGUCACACACACACUGAAACCACACGGGCUACGAGAAAACUGGUAUACUCCUUGUUACGGAUUGACGGAGCAUGUCGGCGGAGCACUCUUCUUGCCCCAUGACUUUGUCCUUUCCACUGCUGGAGUCACACGGCGUGUGGCGGUGGCGUCUCGAAUGAGUUUGGACUCGCAAAUCACGGUCAAAGUGGUCCACCCGCAGACGCAUCAAGAAUUGCCUGACGGGCAAGUGGGAGAGCUAUGGCUAUCUAGUCCUGCAGUCGCGGCGGGCUACGGUAAGGAUGCCAAUCUCACGCAAGAACGAAUGGGUGCGGCUUUGAAGGGACCCGCUGGCGAAGGGUCCUUGGAACGUUUCCUCCGAACGGGUGAUGCCGCGUUCUUCGAAAACAACCAUGUUUUUCUCUGUGGGUCCAUCAACGAUGCCAUUAUGCUGCACAGUGGCGACGACGAGAAACAACGGGUUCUGUAUCCACAAGAUGUCGAAUGGAUCGCUGAGCAAGCCAGCGCGGACGUCAUUCCUGGAUGUGUUGCUGCGUUGGGGUCUCCUGGAGACGCAGAGAAGCGUCGUCUGGAAAUUGUCUUUGAAAUUGCGGCAAACCAUCAUCAAGAUCCACCGGAAGUAUGCCGACUCAUCUCGGAUGCUGUCGCGACUCGCAUGGGCGUCACUCCCAUUCGAGUAGUAGCAAUUCGGCAGCACUCCAUUCCUCGGACUCGUCAUGGGAAGAUCAGGCGCCACACUACCAAGAUGCAAUUGGCCGAAGAGACGCUGGAUAUCUUGUACAUUGGCGAAGACCUCACUGAUGGCGAGGCACGGAUUCUACCCGUGGAUAGUGUGGAAUACAUGGAGAGAGCACAAAACGUUGAGAAGGUGUUGAAACGAUACUUUGGCUCCGACGUGGACGAGAACCAAUCGUGGGAGGCUCUUGGGUUGACCUCGUUGUCUUCGAUCGAUCUGCGCUAUGACAUUGCUUACAGUUCCAGAAUCGAUCUCCCAACAAACUCCUUUGAGCAGUAUCCCACCCCUUCAGCUUUGAAGGAAUACAUCAUCCAGUCGCGAGAUCAGACUAUUCCAACGAAACUGCCGUAUCUCAAUGUUGCCAAGAGUAUGAAACUAUCAUGGCUGGCGAUGGGGUUCUUGCAGGCAAUUUUGGCCGUUGUUAUAUUGAUCCUGUUUUCGUCGUGUCUGAUACCUGUGUGGUAUCUCUUUGAUGACUUGGCCAAAUACAACAUGGAAAUAGCGUCCAUCCCCAUCUUUAUGGCUAGCUUUUCGAUCAUUGUCCUCGCGGUCAAGUGGAUCGUCGUUGGGUUCUACAGACCAUGCCAGAUUGUGGCGCCGUCCUUUCCGUAUUUGCAAUGGUGGUUCGUCGAUCGAAUAUGUUGCAUGUGGGAAUUCUGGGUGGGACGAUUCUUUGUUGGCACACCUGCCCUGAACCUUUUCUAUAUUUUGUUGGGUGCCAAAGUGUCGCUUCUGGCCAAGCUGGAUGGCUUUUGCCGAGAGUUUGACUUGAUCGAGGUAGGGCCGUACACAUGCUGCCAACAUCGUUCACUGAGAGCUCGGCACUUUUCGUCCUGGAGCCGCGCCGAGUCUGGGCCCAGGAUUAUCUUGCGUCCCAUUGUGAUUGGCCAGAACAGUGUGAUCAGAGGUAUGCUCCAACCUGGGGUCACGGUAGGUGAGGGCUGCACUGUCGAGAAGCUUGCAGUCCUGCCCGAGGGCUCUCAGCUUGAGGAUAGAGUUUCGGUCGCGGGGAAUCCCGCUGUGAUUAUAGGGCGAGCACCAAAGCGAAAGGAGUUCAACUAUCUGAUCUUGGGCUUGAUGAAGCUCAAGUGGCUAGGCUUCGAGUUCUUUGCAUUUUCGGUCUUUGUCCUGUCUACCCAAUGGGCUUUGCAGAGGAUGCUACCCAAACCGUACUUCGAGAUUUGGAUCAUAUGGUGGUCCCUCUUUGUGGUCAUAUUCAGUGCGAUUUCGUUGCUGAGCAGCAUCGUUGUCAAAUGGGUGCUGCUGGGCCGACGGCUUGCUGGGAAGAUCCAUACCAACAUUUGGACGGAGUUUGUAGAAUGGGCAGCCGACUACCAUUUCUUCUUGAGUACUCUCGUCUUUCAGACCUUUUCCCUGAACUCUCGCUUCUGCAACUUGCUGCUAGCCGCACAUGGAAUGGAUAUAGACUUGGCGUCGAAAGUUUACUUUGAUUCUUUCCCACCCAGCAAGAUGGACUUGAUCCACGUUCGAAGAUCUUUUGUGGCUGGCGUUUCAUUCGAUGUGCGCAAGUACGGGGCGUACUAUCCGACGCAUAUUCAUGACAGCAGUAUUGGAGAGUCUGCUCACGUAAACGCGGGCUUGGUGAUCUCGAAUGCUGUCAUACCACCAGUGAGCGUCGUGUCUGCACGAACUCAAUUGCAAGACUUUGCCAAGUCAGAUCAGACGCUUCCAGACUUUUCUUGGAGUAAGGAGCUUGUGGUGACUUUAGUCUACAUCAUGGUAGUCAUGUGCUUCAAGACUAGCGUCUACGCGGGCUAUCGCUAUUGGGCCUUCUUUGACAAGCAAGUUCCGGGGUGGUGUGUCGUGUUUUUCUUGGCCGGAUCGAUUACAAUACAGGCAACCUGUUGGAUGCUAUUCAUCUUGGUCCUUCAGUACGUGACGUUCUUUGGAGUUUCCGAAGAUCAACCUAAUCCCUGGAGCCCUGCUAUCUAUGCCGUUUAUCUCUCGUCAUCGGCUCAGUUUCAGACUUGGUCGGCUGUGACAAUUCUGUGGGGAACUCAGCUCUUCAAUGAUGUUGCCCGUCUUUUUGGAUCUACGAUUGACGGAAGGGCUCUUUACUUUGGAAAUAGGAUGUAUGACGGCCCGUUUCUGACAGUUUCCAAUCGCACCGUCUCCGAUGGAUCGCAACUUUGUGGCCAUUCUAUUGUCUACGAACAGGUCAAGUUGGGCCCAACGAAAGUAGCGGGACUGGUUCAUGAAGGAACUCUGGUCAUCGCCAACGCUAGCAUUACAUCCAAACACAGUGGGCCGUGGCGUCCGGUUGUCCAGAAGGACACACUUGCUACGAAUCAAUACAAUGCGAGUGUUACAAGUGCUACUGGUGGCUUCUCGGAGGACCCCGAGGUAAUGAUGGUCUAGCCAGCAAAACCUGAGACUUUUGACCACCAGCAACGACAGUGUAGCCGUCAGAGCAGGGGGGUUCUACAGGGCGUGUGUAAACUAGCUAUCUAUCUCGUCAUCUAAUAGCGCACAGAUCCACAGGGCGC
Messenger RNA from Seminavis robusta, 4707 nucleotides. The record is from the annotation of a GenBank genome assembly. Lineage: Eukaryota; Bacillariophyta; Bacillariophyceae; Naviculales; Naviculaceae.